CGAUAGUUCCUUUUGUUCCGCCUUACCCCAGAUCCGAAAGUUUGUCUCCUUUCCUCCUUCCCUUGGACAGCUCUCGUCGCUCUGUCCUACCGCGAUGAUCCAAUGUCCUCGUGGACUUCCGCCCUCUCUCGCGCCAAUCGCCUACGUUCAAGGCUUUCAGCCCUCCAUGUUGUUACGAUUGGCGCCAUAAUCAGUCUCUCCUACCUCUUCUACACCUUCGCCGUUCCCCAACUGAAUCGACUGAGGCUUCGCGCGGAUCUGAGUUGGUAUGAUCUGGGCCUGUACGGUUUUGGUCCCUCGAAAAGCUACGUCUCCUUCGAAUAUGAAUCUCCCGCGGUACAAAUCUCAGAAUGGGAGUCGGGCUGCGACUCGCGAUAUACCUUUCUAGCCCCUAGGGGUGACUCGGUGGCCCAGCCGGGGCCUAUGAUCCUUGACUCCAGGGGGGAGCUGGUGUGGAUGAAAUACAACUGGGACGUGACUCAGGACUUCAAGGUCCAGCGAUAUCAGGACACAGACUAUCUGACAUACUGGGAAGGUGGUGAAACCGAAGGCCGAGGCUAUGGGGCCUGGUAUAUGCUGGAUUCGACAUAUACCCAACGAUAUGUGAUUUCUCCGGUAGGAAAUUAUGGUGGCGAUCUCCAUGAAUUCCACAUCACUCUCGAAGGAACGGCUCUCGUUACGAUAUACGAUCCAGUACCGGCCGACUUGACUCCUGUUGGUGGCCCCGAAUUAGGCUGGAUAUAUGACGGCGUCUUCCAGGAAAUAGAUAUCGCUACGGGCGAGCUGAUCUUCGAAUGGCGCGCAUCGAAGCAUUAUCCCAUAAAUACCACAUACGAGCACCUGGGCAAGUCGGGACGAGUGCGCGGGUAUGCGUUUGACUUCUACCACAUCAAUAGCGUGGACAAGGAUGACAAUGGGAAUUAUAUCGUCUCGGCACGCCAUACCCAUACCGUGAGCUGCAUAGACAAGGACACUGGUGAAGUAUUAUGGACCUUGGGCGGAAAGCUGAAUGAGUUCCACGAUCUUUCAGAUGGUCAGGCCACCAACUUCGCCUGGCAGCAUGAUGCACGGUGGCACGCCAACAGUACCUUGACCCUUUUCGACAAUGCAUCACAUUCGAACGAUGAUCCAGAUAACCAAAGUCGCGGUGUCGUCAUCGAACUUGAUCUUGCCGCUCGCCAGGCGUCAUUGCGCGCUGAGUACUUUCAUCCUCAGCAAAUGCGAUCCUUGUCACAAGGAAACGUCCAAGUUCUGGACGAUAGUGGCCGAGUUCUAGUCGAGUGGGGCCAUAGCGCUGCAUUCAGUGAGUUCAGUGCCGACGGACAAUUGCUGUGCAACACUCAUUUCGGUGCCUCUGCCUUCUUCGGGUUUGGCAGAGUGGUAUCUUAUCGUGCCUAUAAGGGCACCUGGGUUGGCCGACCGCAGACGGUCCCCGACGCCGAAGUACUAGGAAACCACGUGUAUGUGAGCUGGAACGGUGCAACAGAGGUUGUUGCUUGGCGACUGGAAGUCUGGGACUCGGAUGACUUGAAUGACAAUACGUUCCGUGUUGUGUCCCAGUUCCAGAAAGAUGGCUUCGAGACUGAGAUCGAAAUACCCGAGGGUCUCGAGCUUCCUUUGUUCCGCUUAGCGGCAUUAGAUUCCGAUGGUAAUGUUCUAGGCGCCACGGAACUGCUCCAGCGAGAGCAGGGUGGAAGCUUUGAGCAAGUCAUGAACCCUCAGUACUGGUUUAUUGUCAUGGCCUUUGUCAUCAGUGGAGUUGGCUUGUUUGUUGGUCUCUAUACGUGCUGUGGCUGGGGCCGUUAUUUCCGUCGGUGUCGCUCACGGUCCAGCGAGUACCAAUUGGUUGCCUUUAGCGACAGCGAUGGCUCUGUUUGAUGUGCGGAUCGGAUAUGACAGGCCGCUCCGUUGUAUAUAUCUGUCUCAAUCUGUAUAUAUGAUACCCUCAUUCCAAAAUGUCAUUGGG
Molecule: messenger RNA, 1966 nt
Organism: Aspergillus neoniger CBS 115656
Lineage: Eukaryota; Fungi; Ascomycota; Eurotiomycetes; Eurotiales; Aspergillaceae
Product: arylsulfotransferase family protein
Exons: 2
Coding region: 103-1878 (591 amino acids)
Source: RefSeq, a predicted model, not a curated record